Messenger RNA from Nilaparvata lugens (brown planthopper), 3358 nucleotides. Its product is annotated as cyclic AMP-responsive element-binding protein 1. The transcript has 8 exons. Gene Ontology annotation, biological process: regulation of transcription by RNA polymerase II. Gene Ontology annotation, molecular function: RNA polymerase II cis-regulatory region sequence-specific DNA binding; protein binding; DNA-binding transcription factor activity, RNA polymerase II-specific. Gene Ontology annotation, cellular component: nucleus; transcription regulator complex. The record is from RefSeq and is a predicted model, not a curated record. NCBI's taxonomy places the organism in Eukaryota, Metazoa, Arthropoda, Insecta, Hemiptera, Delphacidae. The coding region runs from base 217 to 1098 and encodes 293 amino acids.
UUACACUUUGACAAGGUAAGUGAAGUUUAUACAGCUGUAUUAAAACAAAAUCGGCUCUUAAAUUCCAGUCAAAAUUCAACCCCCAAGUGGUAACCGCCGUUAAAAUUUGCCCCAAACCUUCAACUAUGGAGAUAUGUGUUGGUGGUGCAUUACAACAGUUUGAUCCUGUCUUAGUAGUGAGGAGGAGGCUUAGAGGAGGAGGAGGUGGAGGCAGGGAUGGACGGCAUUGUGGAGGAGAACGGGUGUCAGUCUCCCGGAGGUGGGGCAGGGGGUAGGGGAGACCUAGGGGGACCAAAUUCGCCUCAGUCGCAGCCCCAUCCUAUCGCCAUAACGGCCGUGCAAUCAGUGAUUCAAGCCAACCAGUCCAACCAGCAGUCAGUGAUUCAAUCAGCAGGUGGCAACGUGCAGCAAGUGCUGACUAAGGGCAACGUCAUACUAGUCAAACAACCAAACUCAGCCUUAUUUGAUUUUCAGGUAGUGGAAGCUGGGAGUGACGACAGUCUCUCGAAUGAUGAAGACACGACCAAGAAGCGACGCGAUUUGCUGACGAGGAGGCCGUCCUACCGAAAGAUACUCAAUGAGCUUGGAGGUGGAGAGAUUGCUGGGGGCGGUGUUGUAAGUAAAGUAGAAACGGACGAUUCGGAUGACUCAAACCUGGACAGUGAACUCUCAUCGCAUUCCCUGACCGCCCAGUAUCAGACAGUUAUACCAGCUGGCACCAUCCAGCUAUCGCAGGGGGAAGGAGUGGGGGGUCUACACACGCUCACGAUGACGAACGCUACGACGGCAGGUGGGGGGACCAUAGUGCAAUACACACAAGCCCAGGACGGUCAGUUCUUUGUGCCAGGCGAGAUUGUUGUGACGCAGGGUAGCGGUAGCCUAAGUGGGGGGAGUCCAAUCAUAGCCGAGGACCAGCAGAGGAAACGGGAGUUGAGAUUACUUAAAAAUAGGGAAGCAGCAAGGGAAUGUAGAAGGAAAAAGAAAGAAUACAUCAAGUGUUUAGAGAACAGAGUUGCUGUGUUAGAAAAUCAAAAUAAAGCCCUUAUAGACGAAUUAAAAUCGCUGAAAGAACUCUACUGCCAGCAGAAAACUGAUUAAUUUCCCUGUGUUUGUGCAAAGUUUCCCUGUUUUUGAACAGUUUCCUCGUUUUGUUGUGCUGGAUUCUUCAGUAAUUCUGUUGCCAACAGAAAUGUGCAAAUGUCCCUGUUUCUGAGCAAAGUUUCCCUGUUAUGUGCUGGAUCAGUUAGUAAUUGUGUUGCCAACAGAAAUGUCCAAAUUUCCCUGUUUCUGAGCAAAGUUUCCCUCUGUUGUGCUGGAUCAUUUAGUAGUUGUUUUGACAAGUGAGAGUGAUGACUACACUUUUUUAAAAACUUGACUAUUUUCCAAGACUCAAUUCUCCCAUUAUGUUGUGAAGUUGAACGCUUAGUGACAUUCUUACCUACAAAAACUGGAAUAAUUUCCCUGAAUUGCAGCCGAAAUUUCCCUGCUCUACAAAAGGUUGGUAACAGCUGUAAGUGAGGUUAUGUGUACAUUUUUUAGCAGUAUGGGUACAAAAAAUAGUAACGUUAUAGAUGUGUUUAACAACUUUUAGAAACUAACAAUCUUUUGCGAUUGAUUUGAUACAUACUUCUUGAUACACGUUGCAGAAAUUUUGCAACGCGCUGCUCAUUAUUUGCAACGUGUUGCAUAAUAUUUGCAACAAAACUUUGUGCAGGAGUGUUCAGUAGCUCCUGAUGUGAUCUCUUUUUGCGAUUUCUGUCUAAUUGACUGAAAAUUCAAGAAUGUCUAAAAAUAGAUGAUAAAUUAUUGUUGAAAAUGAAGAGAAUUUUAGAGUAGAAAUGAAUUGCACGCGUGGCCUUAUUGACUAUUAUUUUAAUCUAAAAUAAGUCUCCAUAGUUUUAUAAUUCUGAUUAGAACUAAUACUAGUAUCAAUAGAGAUAACUCUAUUAUUAUUUGCAAACAUUAAGUUAAAAUUAUAACAGAUUAUGUUUUACUAAACCGAUAAUUAAUCAAUGUAGCAAAGAAUGAUUAACAAAUUUCAUCUUAUUGACAUUGAAUGAAAGAUACAUAAUAUGGUUGUUCAUAUCUUUAGCUAAUUUUACAUCAACAUCAAAGAAUUAAAAAUUAUACAGCCAAUCUAAUUUUUAUAAAAUAAAUUGCUUGGAUAAUUUAUGGUUGGGUAUAUUAUUGAGGGACUUUCUAUGUACUAUUAAAUCAUAUUUAUCAACAAUAUGAUUAACCCUGGUUGAUAUUAUUUGUUUUCAACAUUUUUAUCUAUUUCGUGAUCUUUAGCUUGAAUUUUUGGAGUAUUGUCUAUCGAUUUCUAAUUUUUUCAAUGCUUGUUUCCAUUGCUACAGAUUUGUAUUACAGUAUGAAUUUGAAUUAACAUAAUUUUGACUAAUUAUUAUUUAAAUUGAUGUUUUAUACUCAACAAAAAAGAAACAUGUUUUUUUCAUUAAACAUGACUGCAAGUAAUUACAUAUAUUAUUACUGUACGUAUAUAUUUGAGAAGUAUUGUUUUCAAGCAAAAAACCCAGAUUGAACUAAAAUUAAAAUUAUUACAUUUAAACUUGUCCAAAGGAUUUUGUAGCAAUGGAAGCCGAAUAAAUAUUACAAUAAAAAUGAUUCCUCAAUAAAUAUAUUACAUCACAGACUAUAGUAUAAUAAUAAUUAUUUUGUGACUAGGCAAUUUUCCGUAACUCCGGUUUGAAAACACUCUAUUUGUUUUUUCUUCUAUUGAUAUUAUUUUAAAAUGUGUGUUUAAAUUUUGAAAAGUUUUUUCCGUUCUUAUUAUAAUUGUAAUCCUAAUUUAAUUCAAUCUUAGGUUGUAGGUGAUCUGUAGUUUUCUUGUUGUCUCAUAUAGCAUUGGGAGGGAAGUUAUGCUAGUAAAAUUGAAUAAACUUUGAUAUUUAUGUUGAUAAUAUUCAAGGAUGGCCUUUCAGUAAUCUCUUUUAACAAAUUAAAUUUAAAUUUUGUUAAAUUUUCAAUCAUCAAAAUUGUAUGUGUGUGGAUGAGGUUUUGAGUUCGAACUUGGUAAAUUAAUUAUUUUUGUAGGUACAUUUUUUUUGUUUGGUUUAACGUUUUUGUAAGAAUUGAUUUCUAUCUAGGUUUAGGAAAAUAAUUGAUAUUGUAUGGGUAUACAAACCACAGAGUGCAAGUAAAUUGAACAGACAUAGUUGGGUGGAAAUUAUGAAUUUGAUGGUCCACCAUUCAGGUGUAGAACAUUUUUAACUCAAUUAUAAAGCUCGUAAACAAGAAAUUUUGUUGUUAAUUUUCGUUCAAAUAUGACUGAAAUUCUAAGUUUUGUUCAAAAUUUUGUGAAAUUCUAUUUGAAUUGGAUGGCGAUUGUUAGUGUAAU